Rotaria sp. Silwood1 is the source of this 213-nucleotide messenger RNA. The record is from the annotation of a GenBank genome assembly. NCBI's taxonomy places the organism in Eukaryota, Metazoa, Rotifera, Eurotatoria, Philodinida, Philodinidae.
AUGGGUUGGAAUGAUGAUAUGGCUUAUGAAAUAACAGAUAAAGAUAAAGAAGAAUAUGAAAAACAAAUAAAAUUUUUACCUAAAACAGAUAAUCGAUCUACAACAUUAAUAACAGCUUUACAUCGUCGUUCAUUACCAUGUAUAAAUAUUCGAGAUAUACUUCGACUUGAAAUGAUUGGUUCAACAUCAGAUGAUGACAGUUCAGAAGAUUAA